Silurus meridionalis is the source of this 933-nucleotide messenger RNA. RefSeq lists its product as uncharacterized. The record is from RefSeq and is a predicted model, not a curated record. The coding region runs from base 114 to 833 and encodes 239 amino acids. Lineage: Eukaryota; Metazoa; Chordata; Actinopteri; Siluriformes; Siluridae. The transcript is spliced from 2 exons.
UUUUCCCUCUACUUUUUCGCGCCACCUUUCUUUGUUUCACACUUGUGCUGGAGCUUGUUCAGUCUGCGCCUCUUCAUCUCUCUCGGUCCAAAAAUCACCCAAAACACAGCAUCAUGAGGCCGACGUCCGUAUUCCUCGGUUUGCUCCUCGUUCUGCCUCCUGUCUUCUGUGGAGAUUCCAACAACGCGACUACAAUAACGACACCAAGGGCAAACACCACAAACAUCCCUGAAAGUGCAUCUCCAACCAUCACACCCUCCACCUCCGUCUCCUUCACCACGACAGCUUCACACAAGCGCACGGCCCACACCACAUUCUCAAGCACGCACAAACCUCUGCCGACGACGGUGCAGUCCGGAGGUUCUACUACCAUCACGCCUUCCACAAGGUCACAUUCGCAAACGUCAAACACCGUCUGCUUGAUCCUCUUCUUCUGCUUCUUAAUCGUGUUGCUCGCCUUCGCUUAUAAAUGGUACACUGAUCACGGACGUCCCUCCUUCCCAGAAACCAGGAGGCUUCUAGCGGAGAGCCUGAGGAACACCUGGGCAGUGGCUGUGGCGCUUCUGAGACCGUCUCCCAAAAAAGACGAGAACGGGGAGGACAUGGAGGCGGGAAUAGCCGAGGCAGGAGAAGAGAAAAAGCAAGGAGAUGAUAACGAGGACGACGAUUCGUCUGAUGAUUACUCGAGCUUGGGAGGCGGCGGGAUGAUGGAGAAACCGAUUAAGGACGAAGAAGAGGACAGGAAAAGUAACCAACAAGAAGACAGCAUGUCAUCGGUGGAGCUGAAGGAGGAGACGACGGAGCCGGAGAAGGACGAUCUUACGCUGCUGUGAAACAUGGUGGUGGAAGCACCACGUUAGCUGGUUAGAAGCGUUCGGAUGAUUUCAAAGUGGGAGGAUGAUUUCCUCGAAUAAAUAAAUAUUUUAGGAUGUU